Messenger RNA from Saccostrea echinata, 723 nucleotides. Its product is annotated as fibroleukin-like. The coding region runs from base 1 to 723 and encodes 240 amino acids. The record is from RefSeq and is a predicted model, not a curated record. The transcript is spliced from 6 exons. Lineage: Eukaryota; Metazoa; Mollusca; Bivalvia; Ostreida; Ostreidae.
AUGUCUGAGGAGGCAGAUCUUGCUGAAGAUUGUAAGACAAUCCCUGAGAACUGUAACACUAAUUCAGCUCUUUCUGUAGACUGUAAAGACCUUCAUGAAAAUGGUCACUCCAAUUCAGGAGUGUACGACAUUUAUCCCUAUGGAGACAUCUCCCGCCCUGUGAAGGUUUACUGUGACAUGGAGACGAUGGAAGGAGGAUGGACGGCAAUACAAAAAAGGGUAGAUGGGUCCGUGUAUUUUGGUAGGAAAUGGGCUGAUUAUAAGAAUGGUUUUGGUUCACCGGAAAAGAAUAUCUGGAUCGGAAAUGACGUCAUCCACCAGUUAACAAAGGGAAGGAACACUUACCUCUAUGUCUCCAUCACACAUGAGGAAAAGGGAAAACUGUACCAGAUAUAUGAUCAAUUCUAUGUUUCCAAUGAAACUGAGAAGUAUCAACUCUUCCUGACUGGGAAUUCCACGGGAACGUUAGGUGACAAAAUGAGAAAAAAAGAAGGUUCCCCCGGUGCUAUUAAUGGCAUGUUCUUCACCACCAUUGACAAAGACAACGACAAUUUUGCACGUAACUGUGCUAUCGAUCAGCCAGGGGGCUGGUGGUUUAACAGGUGUGGUAACACCUUCCUCAAUGGUCCCUGGGCUACUCAGCACUGGUACCGUCCUUGGAAUCCUCUAUUUAUAAGUGGGGAAUAUAUAAAGGAGACGAUGAUGUUGAUCAAACGACACUAG